AUGAGGUUGCAUGAGGAGAUUUUGCAGAAAGAAGAAGCUGAGAACAACCUGGCUGCUUUCAGAGCGGAUGUGGAUGCUGCCACUUUGGCCCGGCUGGACCUGGAGAGACGCAUUGAGACGCUGCAGGAGGAGAUUGCCUUCCUGAAGAGGAUCCACGAAGAGGAGAUCCGUGAGCUGCAGAAUCAGAUGCAGGAGACUCAGGUCCAGAUCCAGAUGGACAUGUCCAAGCCGGACCUCACAGCAGCACUGAGAGACAUCAGGGCGCAGUAUGAGGGCAUUGCUGCCAAGAACAUCGCAGAGGCUGAAGAGUGGUACAAAUCCAAGGUUUCGGACCUGAACCAGGCUGUGAAUAAGAACAACGAAGCCCUCAAACAGGCCCGCCAGGAGACCAUGGAGUUCAGACACCAGAUCCAGGCCUACACCUGCGAGAUUGACUCACUUAAAGGCACGAAUGAGUCCCUGAUGAGGCAGAUGAGAGACAUGGAGGACCGCCAUGGACGCGAGGCCGGAAACUUCCAGGACACCAUAGCGAGGCUGGAGGCUGAGAUUGCAAACAUGAAGGACGAGAUGGCACGCCACCUCCGGGAGUACCAGGACCUUCUCAACGUAAAGAUGGCCCUGGACGUGGAGAUCGCCACCUACAGGAAGCUGCUGGAAGGGGAGGAGAGCAGGAUCGCCCUGCCGAUGCAAAGCUACUCCACCCUGACUUUCAGAGAGACAAACCCAGAACACCAGCAGCGCUCCUCUGAGAUGCACUCAAAGAAAACAGUCCUGAUCAAGACCAUUGAGACCCGAGAUGGAGAGGUGGUCAGUGAGUCGACGCAGCAACAGCAGGACAUCAUGUGAGGACCUGAAGAGGAC
Molecule: messenger RNA, 861 nt
Organism: Cyprinodon variegatus (sheepshead minnow)
Lineage: Eukaryota; Metazoa; Chordata; Actinopteri; Cyprinodontiformes; Cyprinodontidae
Gene: des
Product: desmin
Exons: 9
Coding region: 1-846 (281 amino acids)
Biological process (GO): skeletal muscle organ development
Cellular component (GO): sarcolemma; Z disc; cell-cell junction
Source: RefSeq, a predicted model, not a curated record